UGCAGUUCGCGGCGCACGCGCACCUCUCUUGAGUUAAUGGGCACCCCGUACGCGUAACCACCUCAAAUAUACUUUUACAAGAUGGACAAGCUACAAAAUAUUCUUAUUUUUGCUGCUGUGCUCGCAUCAGGAACUUGUAACACAAACAUGUUCGGUGGGCGCUGCUCGAGGCGCGACCCUGCCGUGGACGCCUGCCUACUUCGCGCGUUCAACUCGCUCGCGGAGCACCUGAAGGGCGGUGCGCCGGAGCUGGGCAUCGAAGAGGACGAGCCGAUAGUGAUCGACGAGUUAUCUAUAGCACUGGGGGGCGGGCCCGACGGCUACCGAGCCACCUUCAAAGACAUCCAUGCCACCGGCGUCUCAAACAUGACCAUCACUAAUGUCAGGUCCGACCUGGAGACGCACCAGUUCCAGCUGACGCUGUUCGGGCCGCACAUCAGCGCGCGCGCGCGGUACCGCUCCUCGGGCGUGCUGCUGCUAGUGCGCGCCUCCGGCGGCGGCGACUACUGGGGCGAGUACGACGGCGUGAAGGCUAAGGUGUACUUCCGCGGGGCGCCGUACGAGCGCGACGGCCGCACCUACCUGCGGCUGCAGCAGCUCAAGCUCGACUUCUCCGUGAAGGACAUCCAGAUGGGCGUCGAGAACCUGCAGAAUGGGAACGCAGUGCUGCAAGCGGCGCUGAACCUGUUCAUCAACACCAACGCGCAGGAGCUGCUGAAGGAGAUGAAGCCGGAGCUGAAGCGCGACCUGGCCGACAAGAUGGCGCGCUUCCUGGCGCGGAUCCUCGACCACAUCCCCUACGACGAGUGGAUCCUCGACUGACCACUGGCGCACUCACCUACUUGUAACUCCUAACUUAACUAUUCGCAACAUCUUAAUAACUUGUUGUAAACUAGUUUUUAAUUGUAAGGCUACCAUUUAUUUAUACUAACGCUAUCUUGUCAUGGGUAGUGUUACAGAAUGUACCUAGAUUUCACCAAGGAAAAGUUCAUAACAUAAAACAUAUUCACUACUUUUGACGUCCUAGGUACUUACUUAUUUGUUCACAAAAGUUACAAACACAUUCGAAUUGUGUCAGUGCACACUAUGUACCUACUACCUUGUUACUUAGAUACUAGGUACUUAGGUAAGCAAGGCCCUACCACCCGAAAUAUUUUGGUAGGGCUUGAUCCUGAAGGUAUAUAUAUAUAUUAUAUAUGUGUAUAGUAUCCUAGAAAUAAAUUCAAAAAUGGUCUAACAGUUUGAUAAAAAUAAGUUCUUUUGUUAUCCCCAGUGUUUACACAGAAUUAAUUUUUAUUGUUACUAAAACAUCAGGAAGUAAAUGUAUCGUGUUCCUGUGGGAACAUUAUGGUACUACAGUAAUUUAAUGUAGGUAAUUUUUAAUUCUUAAUAGGUACCUCUAAUUUACUCAUGUCAUUACUAUAGUACUACCAUUAAUCAAGAUUGUAUCUAAACAGUGUUCAUUACUUAAAUUUAAAGUAAAAAGUUCAAUACUUUUCUUGGCUGUGUCGUAUAGAUACUACGAGUAAAUAGGAUUUACCAAGAUCCCUUGUAUCACUAUAGAAAAGUUUUCCCUAACUUGCAUAUGUGCACCAUUAAGACUGAUAGCAGACACGAAUACUGUAUUGAAGCAUUUCCCAAACUAUGGGUCGCGGCCCCUUGGUGGAUCACGAGUGUAAUACACUCGCGAUAUUGAGUGUGCCCUGAAUCAUAUGACUACAUUCCGACCCAUCGGGCUAUUUGAGCGUUACCAAUAAGAUAAGGAACAUUGAUGGGUCCCGAAUUUGACCGUUUUUGUAAGAUGGGUCGGAGCCUAGUCAACUUCGGGGACCACUGCUCUAACGUUAUAUUAUAUUGGAAAUUGAUUCACUAGCAACACGAAUGUAAUAUUUUUUAAUAACACAAAUACAUAAAAAAAUAUUUGUAUGAAGUUAUAUAAAUGAUAUUAUUAUACUUUUUUUAAAGUGAGUUAUUGAUUGACGAUCGAUAACUGUACCUAUUGGAACCGAAUUAAUUAGCAUUAUUUACGGUUGUAUGGAUACGUAAAUUGAGAGCGAUUCCAUAAUUUCAAGAUUUAAAUGUGGAAUUUUGUACUGUACCGAGUUUGUACGUUAAUGUUAAUAGAGUCCGUCUAAGCUAACUCUCCACCGACUGCAGCGACAAAGUGAUACUUGCAUAGGAACCUACGCAAUAAACUAAGUAUAAACGUUAGGUAUAUUAUUUUCACACCAAUUUGACGUCUAUGUUGGCACUUCCACGUUCUGUCAUUUGACAAGUAGGUGCUUGAGACGAGAGAGUCGGUGAAGAGUUAUCUAAACUUAUCUUGGAGAGCCUAUAAGCAUUUAUCAUCUGUCGUAUAUUCAGGUAUUUAGAAUGAUUUGUGUGCAAGAAUAGCGUCUUAUCUAAAAAAAAAUAGAUCAGGCACUUCGGUACCAUCAGAUCAAGAGCUAAUAAUUAAUAUAAUUUACGUAUUAUAUUAUGUUCAAUAAAACCUUUAAAAAUA
Messenger RNA from Cydia fagiglandana, 2503 nucleotides. Its product is annotated as protein takeout-like. The record is from RefSeq and is a predicted model, not a curated record. Bases 82 to 822 code for a protein of 246 amino acids. Lineage: Eukaryota; Metazoa; Arthropoda; Insecta; Lepidoptera; Tortricidae. The transcript is spliced from 6 exons.